ACAAGGAACACCAAUCACGCCUCCAGAAGGAAUCAACACGCCAUCGAACCAUCCUGGUUUAUUUGAAAGAAGAUUGAUCGUAAAACAGUGAUUUCAUUUAGGAAAAAUAAACCCAUCUCGAUCACCGAUUAUAAAGCGCUAUUACUUACAGAUGAACAGUUGUAAUUCAGCGUCAGGAAGGUCAAGGUAAACAGGGGACUAGCCCAGAGGAGGGAUGCCUGGGGAAAGCGGAAGCAGUUCUUCCACCUCCCGCCACCCCAAGCAGAAGCGCAAGUCCCAUAGCCUGUCCAUACGACGCAGCAACAGCACGGAACAGGACAGGGCAGGCUUCCAGAGAGACAUGCUGGAGGGCCAGGAUUCCAAGCUACCUAUGUCUUUGCGUAGCAAUCUGCUUGACCUGUUUGGUCAGAUUGAACGCGAGUUUGAAAAUCUCUACAUUGAAAACUUGGACCUACGCCGGGAGAUAGAUACACUCAACGAUCGUCUGGCUGGAGAUGGACAAACCAUAGAAGGUGGAGAUCCCAGCAAAGGAGCGCUUAAAACAAAAGCUAGCCAUAGCACAAGUCAGCUCUCCCAGAAGUUGAAGACAACGUACAAGGCCUCCACAAGCAAGAUCGUGUCUAGUUUCAAAGCCACCACAUCCAGAGCUGUGUGCCAGCUGCUGAAAGAGUACGUGGGCCACAGGGAUGGCAUCUGGGACCUUGCCAUCACUCGCAUCCCUCCCGUGGUCCUGGGGACCGCGUCCGCAGAUCACUCUGCUUUGCUGUGGAGCAUUGAGACAGGGAAGUGUCUGCUUCGAUAUGCAGGUCACGCGGGAUCAGUCAACUCGAUCAAGUUUCACCCCACGGAACAGAUGGCACUCACAGCGUCUGGGGACCAGACUGCUCACAUCUGGCGCUACAUGGUGCAGCUGCCUGUCUCCCAGCCCCCAGCUGACAUCAGCGUUCCCUGUGAGGAUGACCUGGAGCUGUCGGACAGGGAGGAGGGGGAGACGGACGAGGGUCCCUUUGAGGUGCCCACCAUCCGUGUUGCCACGGCAACCCUGAAGAGUCACCAGGGCGUGGUGAUCGCUGCUGAUUGGCUGGUUGGAGGGAAGCAGGUCGUCUCGGCUUCCUGGGACCGAUCGGCCAACCUGCACGAGGUGGAAACAUCUGAGCUGGUUCACACACUCACAGGUCACGACCAGGAGCUGACCCACUGCUGUACUCACCCCUCCCAGCGCCUGGUGGUCACCUCGUCCAGAGACACCACCUUCCGUCUGUGGGACUUCAGAGACCCGUCCAUCCACUCUGUCAACGUGUUCCAGGGCCACACUGACACUGUGACAUCGGCAGUGUUCACCGUGGGGGACAACGUGGUGUCAGGAAGUGACGAUCGCACCGUCAAGGUGUGGGAUCUGAAGAACAUGAGGUCGCCCAUAGCAACCAUCCGCACAGACUCCGCCAUCAACAGGAUCAGCGUCUCAGCCAACCAGAGGAUCAUCGCUCUGCCACAUGACAACCGCCAAGUCCGACUGUUCGACAUGUCUGGAGCGAGGCUUGCACGACUGCCUCGCAGCAACAGACAGGGCCACCGGCGCAUGGUGUGUUGCUCCGUGUGGAAUGAGGAGAACCAGUCAUGUAACCUGUUCACCUGCGGCUUCGACAGGCAGGCCAUCGGCUGGAACAUCAACAUUCCUGCUCUGCUGCAGGAGAAAGAUCUUUGAGGACCUCAAGGGAAGGGCAGGAUGCAUCUUGACAGUAUUGGAACAUGGCCCUCAGCUCUCUCUGUCACUGAACCCAACCCGGAAGAGUUCCUGUUUAAGGAGGAACAGCAGGAGUGUUUACACUGGGCGUUUGAACCCUAGCUUAGAGAAACCAUUCUGUGUGGAUGGCACAUCCUUUUUGGUAAAGUGGUCUUCCUCUAAACGCAUGUCGGUCUCUAAAUGUUAGUCUCUCUCUCUCACAUGUCCACCUGAAAAUGAGCCGUCACCAGAAGUGAGUUUGAGUGGAUCUGUUUAUCUACAGUGCUUUGGGAUGUUUGUUUACAUUAAAUAGCUGUUUGUCUGUUGCACCGAUUUGUGUACAUCAUGAGGUUUUACAAUAAUGUGUUAUUUGGAAAAAUGUUAAGUCAAUGUCUGCUAUUUAUUUAACUUCUAUAGAUCCUGUUUCCAUGCCAGUAAUGCCACCCAAAUGUUGUUUGCUUAGGGUUUCUUGCUUAAUACAUAUAUAGGGAAUGCUUAAAUGUUAAGAAUCUAAGGACAUAAAAUGUAAUUCUGCAUGAAGUUAAGUUCAUUAAUGUCGUAUGUAAUGCCUUAUAACUCAAAUAAGCAAUCGCAUAGAACUGUGCUGUAUCAGUUAGAAUAUCGACGCCUCUGGAAUGAAGGGAGGCACUCUGCAGCUCAGAUAUAUCACCAGGUUGAACCUCUUCAUUCAGGGGAUUCUCUCUGUCACGUUUAAUGUGUAUCAAAUUCAUCUUUUAAUCUUCAGCAACAACGGCCAGCCACGUACUCCACAGUGAAUGAAUUAUAACUUGAAGGGAUGCCAGAUAUCUGUGAAAAUGUAAUUUGCCUUAUACUGUGUAUGUACAUACAUUUGAACUGUGAUGAGAUUGAAAAAAGUAUAGCUAGUUUCCCCAUUGUGGGAAAACACAUUCACCCCAAACCUUAUCAUUUUUUUUUGCACCGAGGCUUGUAAAAAUCUAAUAAAAUGUGUGAUUCUUUUUC
Hypomesus transpacificus is the source of this 2704-nucleotide messenger RNA. Its product is annotated as WD repeat-containing protein 37-like. Gene Ontology annotation, cellular component: preribosome, large subunit precursor. Gene Ontology annotation, molecular function: protein binding. The record is from RefSeq and is a predicted model, not a curated record. Bases 215 to 1705 code for a protein of 496 amino acids. Lineage: Eukaryota; Metazoa; Chordata; Actinopteri; Osmeriformes; Osmeridae. The transcript is spliced from 15 exons.